CGCGCUCGCACGCGCGCACACACACACACAAAUUGGAUACAUUUUGAAUAAGCUUUUGGUUCCUUAUCCGGGGACUCGCUCGGCGGGCGUGAUUGGCGCAAAGAGUCACAUGGUGAAACUAACUUUACGGGGUCGCCAGCUAGUAGGAGGGUUUUAUGGAGGAAAACGACAAAGCGAGAAAAAUUAUUUUCCACUCCAGAAAUUAAUGAUCAUGAGCUCGUAUUUGAUGGACUCUAACUACAUCGAUCCGAAAUUUCCUCCAUGCGAAGAAUAUUCGCAAAAUAAUUACAUCCCAGACCACAGUCCGGAAUAUUACAGCCGGACCAGGGAGUCCAGUUUCCAGCAUCACCACCAGGACCUGUACCCUCCACCUCCUCCUCCUCCACCUCCACCACAGCGACCCAGCUACCCCGAGCGCCAGUACAGCUGCGCCAGCCUCCAAGGUCCCGGCAACCCCCCGGCGCAUCAGAGGGGCCAUGGACCGCCGCCCGGAGGCCACCACCUCCCCGAGAAACCCCCGCAGCUCUGUGACCAAACGGCUCUCUCCAGCGCGGCCGCCUCGCCGGCCCCGGCCCCGCCGGCUUGCAACCAGCAGACCCCCGAGCAUCCCAGCGGCACGGCCACCAAGCAGCCCAUAGUCUACCCCUGGAUGAAAAAAAUCCACGUCAGUACGGUGAACCCCAAUUACAAUGGAGGCGAGCCCAAGCGAUCCAGGACUGCCUACACCAGACAGCAGGUCUUGGAAUUAGAGAAAGAAUUCCACUAUAACAGAUACCUGACGCGGCGGAGACGCAUCGAGAUCGCCCAUUCCUUGUGUCUCUCGGAGAGACAGAUCAAGAUCUGGUUUCAGAACCGGCGGAUGAAAUGGAAAAAAGACCACCGGCUGCCCAAUACCAAAGUGCGAUCGACGGCUCCGAGCAAUUCUUCCACCGGCUCCAUGGCCGCCGCGGCUGCUUCUUCCAUCCCGGGGGCCAGCGAAGAGCUCUCGCAAAGCUCAUCUCAGGACCAGCGAGCAGAGGAUAUUACGAGGUUAUAAACAAAACAGAAACAGAAACAAACAAAAAAAAAAAACAGAAACCAACCAACCAACCCGUCCCCCCCCCCAACAAAAAUUGACUCUGAUUAUUUAUAGAAUCUAAUAUAUAUCUAUAUAUUUUGGUUCUUUUUUUUCCUUGUAGGGUUUUUUCCCCUCUCCCAUGCGUAUAUAUAUUAAAAAAGGGGGGGAAACACACACAAAAGAAGGAGGUCGUUCUUCAAGAUCUCACGCUUACGGUGCAUGUAUUCUUAGCAUGAGAGGCCAGGUGAAGUACCUGCUGGUAUUUUCUGUUUUUUUAAAAAACGCCAUUUUCAGGGUUUUAUUUAUUUUUUAAAGGGAAGGAGAGGAGGGAUGGAAUGGACGUGUGUGUAUGUGUGAGUGUGUGUGCGUGUUGGGGGGGGGGGAGCAUAAAUGUUCUGUUUUAGAUGAAUAUUCGGGGCAUAUGCUAAUAAUUACACAGGCAAGGAAAGAAUGUAGCUAUUUUGCCCUGUGCGUUUACAAAUGGAGAACAAAACAAAAACAGGGAAUGAGCCCUUUUCUUUCUUUCUUUCUUUCUUUCUUUUUUUUUAUAAAUGUGGGGCAAGGUUUUCCAAAACAAUAAGGGGUGGGGGGAAACAAACAGCACAGGAGCUAGAAGUAGCAGAGAAACUUAAAGUUUAUUUAAAUAUAAGCAGCAAAAAAAAAGAGGAAGGGAAAGCGAAGGAGAAAGUUGCAAGAAAAAAGUCAAUAGCUAGAUUUUUUUGGUUGGUUUUUUUUUCGUCGUGGUUCUUGUGUUUUUUUGGACUGAUUUUACAUGAUCAUUGUAAACUUGCAAUAAAAAAGAGUUUUAGUGUUAUCUGUGAAAAAGUCCCCUUGUUCAAUAAAACCAGUGAGUGUGAACACAGAA
Heteronotia binoei (common prickly gecko) is the source of this 1922-nucleotide messenger RNA. RefSeq names its product homeobox C4 (gene HOXC4). Gene Ontology annotation, molecular function: DNA-binding transcription factor activity, RNA polymerase II-specific; RNA polymerase II cis-regulatory region sequence-specific DNA binding. Gene Ontology annotation, cellular component: nucleus. Gene Ontology annotation, biological process: anterior/posterior pattern specification; regulation of transcription by RNA polymerase II; embryonic skeletal system morphogenesis. The record is from RefSeq and is a predicted model, not a curated record. NCBI's taxonomy places the organism in Eukaryota, Metazoa, Chordata, Lepidosauria, Squamata, Gekkonidae.